Messenger RNA from Gaeumannomyces tritici R3-111a-1, 1069 nucleotides. RefSeq lists its product as hypothetical. The record is from RefSeq and is a predicted model, not a curated record. Gene Ontology annotation, cellular component: ribosome. Lineage: Eukaryota; Fungi; Ascomycota; Sordariomycetes; Magnaporthales; Magnaporthaceae. Gene Ontology annotation, biological process: translation. Gene Ontology annotation, molecular function: structural constituent of ribosome. The transcript has 2 exons. The coding region runs from base 118 to 552 and encodes 144 amino acids.
AAAUUCCGCUUUUGCCCGCCAUUGAGCUCCUCCGAAGCCUCGGUCAGCAGACCAGACGCGGCGGCCGGAAACAGCUCGAAGAAGGCCCCCUCCUAUACCGAAAUCGCGAAGCCGACAAUGGCCAACCUAGCGAUCCUCUCCCGCGCCGCGAGAGGCUCGUCCCUGGCCGCCUCGAUGCGCGGCCUCUCGGUCGCGACGCCCGCGAUCAAGCCGCGGCAGCAGCAGCAGCAGCAGCACGCCUUCCACCAGACGAGAUCACUUUCGCGAUCGAUAUUCGGCUCGACGCCCACCGCGCGCGCGCUCCUGGCCAGCAGGAGGACGUGCGGAGGGGCCCUGCCGGUGGCCGGCGCGCGGCCGACCGCCGUCGCGGCCACCGGGGCGACGGCGACGGCGGCGGUGCAACAGCAGGCGAGGGGGAUGAAGCUACGCAGCGCCAUCACAAAGCGGUGCGAGCACUGCAAGGUCGUACGACGGAAGCGUGGAAAACGGCACCGAGGAUGGCUCUACGUCAUCUGCAGCGCGAACCCCAGGCACAAGCAGCGGCAGAGCUGAGUUGAAAGGGAGGAGACGCAUGCAGAUACAAUAAGAAGAAAAUCUACGCAGCCAGGUGCCAUCUGAAGAGAGCCUCUGGAUCCGGGUGGACGGGAUGUACGAUAAGGGACAUUUACAUGGGCCACGUUGUAGCAAGCAACGGGCGGCUGGGAUGGACAGCUCUCGGACAAGGGUGUCGUAUUACUCUUGUCGCUCCGGCACAAGCCGACGUGCCUGGGCGGUUGGUUAGGGCUUUCCAUGGUGGAGGAUGGCCUUGUAUAUCACACUACAGAUUUGUGCAGAUACCCGCCGAGCACAACCCACGAGUUGCCGUUCAUGCCGCUUGAUUAACAGAGCGCUCUAUGCUCCCCAGCGUUGCCCGGCCCAUCUGUAUUAGAUGCUGGAUUUGACCCUAUGGGAAAGAUUCAAGCCCAGUCAAUAAGCUUGCCUCGGCGUACAGGCCAAAGGCCGUGUUGUUUGCGUGACCACCCUUGUUGGCACAUGAAGAGUGGAUGUGCAGAUGACGAAAACUGACCGG